Sodiomyces alkalinus F11 is the source of this 495-nucleotide messenger RNA. RefSeq lists its product as hypothetical. The transcript is spliced from 5 exons. The coding region runs from base 1 to 495 and encodes 164 amino acids. The record is from RefSeq and is a predicted model, not a curated record. NCBI's taxonomy places the organism in Eukaryota, Fungi, Ascomycota, Sordariomycetes, Glomerellales, Plectosphaerellaceae.
AUGCUCAAGGAGGGCGGAGCAGGGGCAAGCAGCAAACAGGCUCGAAAUGGACCGCACAAGCACCGCCGGGACCUGUCUGUGAACCUGGCCGCCCGAACGUCAAAACGGCCGUCGGGAGUAAAGCACAACCCGGAGGAGCCUCGGCAACAGUCGCAAAUCCCGCCCGCAGACAACGUGAGAGAGCCAAGGGCGGCAAGACGCGAUGAGGGCUUCAGUGAUGAGGUGUGGGAGCAGCUGCAGCAGGACGCAGCUGCCGAGACGCAGAGGGAGCUGGAACGAGGCGCUGAAGGCGAAGCUGGUCAAGGACCUCCUGGCGGAGGAAGACAGGCGCAGGAGGAAGCCGAGGCAAAGGAGAAGCUCAAGAUGAGGGGCAAGUGCCCCGUGGGGUACCACUGGGUCCGGCAGCAGGGGGAUAUCGUAAAACGGUGGGGCCCGCCAAGCAUGAUAAGCUACCUAAGUACCAACCUAUUUUUCUCUCUUUUCACGUUCGAGUAG